UAACCGCUGGGACUUUCCCGCAAGUAUUCUGCAUUACGUCAUACGGCCAAUAAAUACCAGUGCAGAUUCCUUCCACCGCCAUUCUUGCAAAUGCAUUCUUCAGUCAUGCCUUCUUCCACUGCUGUUCGAGUGUGCGCUCUGCUUCUCGUCGUGUUCAUGGUGCAGAACUCGGGGGCAUAUGGCUUAUAUCCAGGAUUAGAAAAGAAAGGUUUUUGUCCUCUAUUCCCAGCGCCUCCUCCUCCCAGCGGCCUCUCUCAACACACACCGGAUGGAUUUGAAGGUUGUCAGAGUGAUUAUGAGUGUGAAGGUAAUCUUAAAUGCUGUACGGCUGGAAUCUGCUGUUUCAGAUUUUGUACUGAGCCGCUGGAUAAACCCAUGGGAUAGAGCCACAAUGUCUAUUUAAUACCUUUGUCUGCAAAGGGAGUGCUGGAGCAAACUGCUCUCUCGAUACCCGAACAUUAUUUCAGGAUGAUUCAUUGACCAUACCAUGUGUUUGCAAUUAUGGAGUUGCAAUAACUAGUUCAUACUAC
Molecule: messenger RNA, 530 nt
Organism: Penaeus chinensis
Lineage: Eukaryota; Metazoa; Arthropoda; Malacostraca; Decapoda; Penaeidae
Product: waprin-Phi2-like
Exons: 3
Coding region: 91-384 (97 amino acids)
Cellular component (GO): extracellular region
Molecular function (GO): peptidase inhibitor activity
Source: RefSeq, a predicted model, not a curated record